This is a messenger RNA of Scylla paramamosain (green mud crab), 1640 nucleotides long. RefSeq names its product glutathione S-transferase Mu 3-like. Lineage: Eukaryota; Metazoa; Arthropoda; Malacostraca; Decapoda; Portunidae. The coding region runs from base 122 to 775 and encodes 217 amino acids. The transcript has 5 exons. Gene Ontology annotation, molecular function: glutathione transferase activity. Gene Ontology annotation, biological process: glutathione metabolic process. The record is from RefSeq and is a predicted model, not a curated record.
CAUCGUUUUAUUUUAUUUAUCCUCAUGAACAAACUACUUGAUAUCCGCGACGUCUGUAACAUAAAAGCUGAAAAUCUAAUGUUCUUUCUUCAAGUUGCAGCAGAAGCUUUGAAGUGGUAACAUGGCUCCUGUACUUGCUUACUGGGACGUCCGCGGGCUUGCCCAGCCCAUCCGUCUCCUUCUGGAAUACACAGGGACAGAGUUUGAGGACAAGUAUUACAGGUGUGGCCCAGCUCCUGACUACGACAAGUCUUGCUGGUUCGACGUCAAGGAAAUACUUGGAUUUGAUUUCCCCAAUCUUCCUUAUUACAUCGAUGGGGACAUCAAGAUAACACAGAGCAAUGCCAUCAUGCGUUACAUUGCUCGCAAACACGACCUUUGUGGCAAGACUGAGAAGGAGAAAAUCCGUGUUGACAUCCUGGAGAACCAAGCCAUGGACUUCCGCAAUGGUUUUGUUGGCUUGUGCUACAUGACAUAUGACACGGCCAAGGAUUCCUAUCUGCAGGCCCUGCCAAAGACCAUCGAGAGGUUCUCAAAGUUUUUAGGGACACGCAGUUGGUUCGCAGGUGAUGAUAUCACCUUUGUGGACUUUAUCAUGUAUGAAUUACUGGACCAACACCUGCAGCUGGACAAGGACUGCCUCAAGGAUGCCCAGAACCUGCAAGAUUACCAGAAGCGCUUCGAGGAGCUGACACCCAUCAAGAAGUACAUGGCCUCCCCGCGGUUCAUGAAGGCUCCUAUUAACAACAAGAAGGCAAAGUUUGGCAACAAGUAGAGAGAAGAUGUCAUGUGGAAGAAAACAAAAUAGGCUUAGCCAGCUAUCUUAAAAAAUUAUUGUAAUUAACUGAAGACCACCUGCUUUGAUGUAGAUAUGAAGGCUUCAUUUUGGAAUUCAAUUGGAUAACAUUAAUUAUUUGGCAUCCAAUAGGACAAUAAUUAUUUGGCGUAUACUAGGAGAAUGCAAAAUAUAGCACUAAUAAUACAUUGUGCCUGUAAUGUGAGGAGACACACCACUCUGCAUGCUGGUGUGGGUUCUUCAGAUUUCACACUGACAGCUUCAUAAGUACAAACAACAAUGCAUUCAGGCUUUUAUCCCCUCCCGUAAGUGCAGCUUCAGACUUCCUCACAGCUUCUUGAGAUUGUGAUUUUCUGAGAUUAUAGUAAGUUGAUUCUUUUGUAAGAAUGUUACAAGAGUGAAUUUGAACAUUUUCAUAGGAACUGAUUUGAUAAUGUUUUGAUCUCAUAUAUUAUUGGUAACUUGAAGAGUGUUUAUGAAUAAUGAUUUCGUCAGUUACAUUAAUUCAGUGAUUUUGACUGGUAGGUCAAUGAUCCAUAAUAGAAUUAAAAUUUUAGGUUUUGUUUUCAUUAUUAUGUUUUCCUGAUUUAAAUAUUCGUCAGUUUGAGGGCAUUUCAUAAUAGAAUAAGCAUCUUUCGGUGUUAGUCUUUGUAAAAGAGAACCAUGUAAUGGCAAGAUGUGAAAUAUUUAAUGAAGAUUAAAUGGCAUGAAAUAUGAUCAAAUGAAUGUAUAUAUAAAUUUCAUAUAUGUGGUGUUAUGCUGAAAUGUUUAUUGAAGUAAUAUUACCUCCAUUAAAUUGUCAUGGAGGGUGUAAGAUACGUGAAAAUGAAUGACGGUUAGUGCA